This is a messenger RNA of Micropterus salmoides (largemouth bass), 4931 nucleotides long. RefSeq names its product transmembrane protein 132C. The transcript is spliced from 9 exons. The record is from RefSeq and is a predicted model, not a curated record. NCBI's taxonomy places the organism in Eukaryota, Metazoa, Chordata, Actinopteri, Centrarchiformes, Centrarchidae. The coding region runs from base 855 to 4112 and encodes 1085 amino acids.
GUAAGCUCCACUGAAACUGUAGCCUGCAGCCUGUCUACAUAAACAUGGAAAGAUGAAGGCUUGAAACCGGACUUUCGCACAAUAUGUGAACCACUUGGUGCCAACGUGUAAUUAGUAGUGGCAGCUGAACAGUUGGCUCCGGGAUCAGAGCUGUGCGCGCUCUGCUGUGGCUGCUGCGUGCUUCUGGAGUUGCGCUCAGGACUUCACGGAACGUUAAGGUUGCCUGGAUAUGGAUGUAUGCUGACCAUGUUGCAAUUAGAACUUCUUUACUUUUAUUUAUUCACCAUAAAUGAUGCCAGGCGGGAACUGCUUUCAUUCGUGUCCAAGUGUCGGACUCUACCCACUGCACAGCAGCCAACUUCAGGAGACUGGGCGUGCGGAGGAUGCAGAGCAGACACACUGACCAACUGAGGACAAGGGAUUGAAAACGUUUUCAGUUUUGGCUGUUUUUGGCGAAUAUUUUAUGGGAGUUCAUUGAGAAUCAUGAAGAUGUAUCACAACAGAAGUUUCACCCUGGGUUCAAGCAUUUUACCAGGCAUCUGAGCGUUUUUCUCUCCCAGAAAUGCUUCAAAGAGUGAAGCAAAGCUGGGCGCAAGUAUACUUUAGUUGUUGAAUGUUCCAGACAACAACAAGUAGAUAAGACAGUGGUGAGGCUUUCAAAUUGUUUUUCACCCUCUAACAUUUGCAAAUGACUGAAUGAAGCAUGGUAUUCUUUUUUACCAGAAAAUAUGUUUUUUCAUAAUUUUAAACUAACGAUGCUGCAAGUAGGAUUUUCUCUUUGAAUUAAGCCAUUUCGGCUUCUAUCCAGUUUUUUUUUAGGGGGGAUUCUUGUUUUCCUCACGACUGAAAGAAACAUGUUGCAUAUCCUUGCGCUUCAGUCGGCGGUGUUACUUUUUGGAGUAGCCGACUGUCGAGUCUUGGAGGGAUCGCCGAGAUAUUCCUCCAUCCCCACAUACCUGCCUGUCAACUACCAGGUGCUCAAUGCUGACUUGGCAUUCUUCCUGAAGGAAGCCAACCAGGACUUAAUGAGGAACUCUAGCCUGAUGUCACGCACUGAGCCCUUCUUCAUCUACCAGGCCAGAAGUUUGCCCUCAGUGAACGCUAGCUAUGGGCCCCUCUCUUUGGAGCAGCCUGUCCCUUUAGAGCUCCUACAGGCCCCAGGGACAUUUCCUGCCUCUUCCCUUUUUACUGUCAACUGGAAGGUGCAGACCUUUAUCAUGAAUACCAGGAUUCACUUGGCCAAGCCCAAAGUCCAGGUCCUGUUUUAUAUCGCAGGCAGGGACUGGGACGACUACAGUGCCAUAGAUAAACUGCCCUGCGUGCACAUGUUUGCUUUCCAUGAGACCCAGGAGGUGCGUGGCACUUGCCAACUGAAGGGGGAGCUGGGGCUGUGUGUGGCUGAGCUGGAGCCGUUGGCCAGCUGGUUCAGCCCACCCAGUGUAGUGCCGGGGCGACAGAGGAACCUUGAGGUGUCCGAGGGCACACCAGUGGAGCUUUACUACAUGCUGCAGUCCACAGAAGGAGGGGAGUGCCACUCAGAGGAGGCCAGGAAGGACAGCUUCAUUCGCUCAAGCCAGGAGGGACUGUUUGGUUCCUAUACCUCCACACCACUGAGAAGGAUCGGUGGUGUGAGGCUCUACCAGAACCCCACUCCACCACUGCUUGCUGAACACAGGCUGGAUAAUAACUUUAUGGUCAUGGUGCCAGCCACACCCAUGAGACAGAGGGAAACCAUCUCUGCUUUUAUCACUGUGUCAGCCUACUCUCCCGUGGAGAUGUUUACUCUCAGGGUGAAGUUGAAGGAAGGAGUGACGUUUCUUGGGGCUCGUCCCAGCAACCCCACUCAAUGGAUAGUUAGCCAGGAUGUGAGGAGUGAAGGCCACCGAGUGGUGACUCUCCACUGCCGCAGGAAGGAGUCCAGCUACGAUCAGCAAAGGUCUGAGAUGGGAGUUCAGAGGGUGCUCCAGGUGGAUCUGAAAAUGGAAAGCUUUCCAGAGCCACUGGGCAGCCGCUGGAUGGCCUGGCAGGUGGAGUACCCAGCUAGUCGUGCCGCCACACAAGAGGCUGAAACGGAGAUCCCACUGGCGCAGGAAGACCUGGCGGGCAUCGUGCCUCUGGCCAUGGACUCUGAGAUUUUAAACACUGCUGUGCUAACUGGGAAGACUGUGGCUGUCCCAGUAAAGGUGGUGACCAUUGGAAUAGACGCCUCUGUCACUGAUGUCUCUGAAGCAGUCAAGUGUUGUUCUACAGACGAAGACGUGGUCAAGGUGUCAGACAGGUGUGACUACGUUUUCGUGAAUGGCAAAGAGAUGAAAGGCAAGGUGAAGAUGAUGGUGAACUUCACCUACGGAUACCUGAGCGCUCAGCUGGAGCUCAAUGUGUGGAUUCCUCGACUCCCCCUCCAGAUUGAGGUAUCAGACACGGAUCUGAGCCAGAUCAGAGGGUGGAGGGUACCCAUUAUGGCCACCAGUCAGAGGCCUACACGGGACAGCGAGGAUGAGGAUGAUGAAGACAGACGAGGACGAAGCUGCACUCUGCAGUACCAGCAUGCCAUGAUCAGAGUCCUGACCCAUUUUGUAGCUGAGUCAGCUGAUCCUCGAGGCCAGACAAACUUUAUGCUGGGCACUGAUUGGCAGGUGGACAUUACGGAGAUGGUUUGGGACUUUCUGAAGGUAGAGGAUCCCCACAUUGCACGGCUACUGGACAGGAGGAUACUGGUGGGACUCGACAUGGGGGUGACCACUAUUCAGGUGUUGUCUCCUUUGUCAGACUCAAUCCUGGCAGAGAAGACUAUCACAGUGGUAGAUGACAAAGUGACCAUCACAGAGUUGGGGGUCCAGCUGGUGACCGGCCUCUCCAUGAGCCUGCAGCUCAGUCCAGGAAGCAACAGAGCCAUCCUGGCUACCACAACCACACAGGAGGUUCUGCAGAGUGCCAAACAGGAGGCCUUGAUCAGCGCCUGGCUACAAUUCAGCGACGGCUCUGUGGCUCCUCUAGACCUGUACAAUGCUGACUUUUUUGUCCUGACAGCCACCUCCCUAGAUGAGGAAGUAGUGACAGUGCGGCAGAACCCCUCUUGGAAAUGGCCUGUCAUUGUGACGGAGGCGGAGGGCCAAGGCCUGCUAGUCAGGGUGGAAAUGACUGUUUGCGAGGUCUGCCAGAAGUUCAAGCGCCGCAGUGUCCUGGCUGCGGGGAACUGUAACGUCAGGGUGAAGUUUGGUCAUACUGACAGCACAAGGGGAGGGAGCAGUGACUACAGCCCUGAUGGAGACGAGAUGGAGAACAGAGGUAGGCUCUCACCCUCCCAGGACAGGACCGGCCUUGACACCCACUAUUAUGGCAGCUCCAUCUCUGACAUGGAGGAUGGGGUGUUGAGGAGAGCCACCACUACUAGAAGCGCAAUAAUGCGCAGACCCAAUGGGGAUAAACUUUCAGAUGAUAGUAGCCAGAACAUGCCAAUUGACUUUGCUGACUUUCCUGCACAAGUGGACCUGCCCCGUGGUCGCAAUAUGGAAGAUGAUCUCAUUCAGACAGCUCGUGGGCUCACAGACCUGGAGAUCGGCAUGUACGCCCUGCUGGGGGUCUUCUGCCUUGCCAUCCUGGUCUUUCUCAUCAACUGCAUCUCCUAUACCCUGAAAUACCGCCACAAGGAACUCUCGAUUGAGGGCCAGGAGAACAUGAACCAUGCCCACGACUGGGUGUGGCUGGGGAACGAGGCAGAGCUGCUGGAGAGCCAAAUCAGCCUGUCACCCCAGCAGGAGGAACAGACCUCCAUGAUGGACUCGAGCAGCGGCCUAGAGGAAGGCAGCCACUUGCUGAACGGAGGCUCGGCCCAGAAAAACGUACAGGGCCAAGUGCACCGGGCGGCAGACACAGGUUGCAUACCCAAGGACAGCAAAGGAGACUCACCCACCACCAAGAGGAAGCGAGUCAAGUUCACCACGUUCACCACCAUCCCCUCAGACAAUAGCUACCCCACUGUUAACACACUGACUGGAAGCCACUGCCAGGACAUUAAGUGGGUGUGCCAAGACAUGGAGCUGGGAGACUCCAAGGAGUUGCGCAAUUACAUGGAAAGAUUAAAUGACAGUGCUUUAAAAGACGUGGCAUAAUGUACUUUGUGCACUUGUAACAAACUCACCCUUUUGCCUUUCAGAGGAAAGUGGUUCUGAAUAGAAACCAGACCCCUAGUAGGUGAAGGAAGAGGGAAUUUACUUCAGAAUCAACCCAAACUGCCAAAGGGUCAUCACAUAUAAGAGGAUUGUUUUGAUUCCACAAGUGACUGAAUUACUAAUGAAAACUUUGUAGACGAAUGACAACAUCAGGUGGUUCUUGUUUUCAUUUGUUUAACAGAUGAUUACCUUUUUAUCAUCAUUUUAUUACUACAGGGUUUAGAUAGAAUAAAGUAAGGACUGAUCUGCAGAAGCUAUGACCUGUGAUACUGAGACGACAUGUAGAUUUUAAAACGAACUGUAACAUGACUAGAUAGAUGUUUCGAAUGUGUGUGCACAUUAAAUGGUUUUGGAAGUUUUGUAACAUUUUGGAUAUUCAUUUCCUACGCCAAAAUCUUAUUCUAUGGAAGAGUUCUGGAAAGGCCAAAGCAACCGAAGAGAAAUUUCUGCAUGUCGUUGGGGAAAAAAAGGCACAACUUUCCAGCUCAUUCUCAUCCUUGUUAACAUGGCAGAAGACCUGUUAUGUAUAUACCGAACUGUCUCCAAAGCAUUGUAUUGUUGCUCUGUAUAUUGUAUUUUCAUAACAUUUAAGAAAUACACGACAAUGUCAAGAGCGUGUAUUCGUUUUUAUUGACUGCAGCAGCAACCAAUUACACAUUCAUCUUUGUAUCAAGAGUAUUUUAUGAGAUGCAAUUUACCCACGGGCCAAAACACAAUCUGCUUCCCUUUAAUGCUGGCCGACGGAGGGAGGCAGUGGCC